Messenger RNA from Cryptomeria japonica (Japanese cedar), 2412 nucleotides. Its product is annotated as receptor-like protein 7. Lineage: Eukaryota; Viridiplantae; Streptophyta; Pinopsida; Cupressales; Cupressaceae. The record is from RefSeq and is a predicted model, not a curated record. Bases 1 to 2412 code for a protein of 803 amino acids. Gene Ontology annotation, molecular function: protein binding. The transcript has a single exon.
AUGUCACCAUUACUUAAGUUCACUUAUACCAUUGCUGUGAUUUUAAUCGUCUUCUUCACCAGCCCAUUUGUUUGUCUAUCUGUAUGUCCAAAGAAGGAAUCUGAAGCUCUUCUUUCCUUGAGCUUUACAUUCAAACUGACGGAUAGCUCUACUCCAUGGACAAAUGAGACAGACUGCUGCGAGUGGCAUGGCAUAAAAUGCGAUGAAAACAACAGCCAUGUACUGGGGAUAUCAGUUGGGAUAAUGGAGGGGUUACUAAUCGACGACGGAAUAAGAGGAGGAGUCAUAGCUGAUAGCCUGUGCAAACUUCCGUUUCUUACACGGCUAGACAUAUGGGACACUGGCGCAACAGGUACUCUUUCUUCCUGUUUGGGAGAUCUCCAAUAUCUUCAGUUUCUACGGAUAGUGAAUAGUAGAUUGAGUGGGAUAAUACCCCUAAGCAUUUGUAUGCUAACAAAUCUGACUGAGCUUAAUCUUGGAGGCAACCAAUUGAGUGGAAGCUUGCCAUUUUGUCUGAACAAACUUUCUUCUUUGAGUAGCCUCUCCCUUGCAAACAAUCGAUUAAGUGGCCAAAUCCCAUUUACAUGGGGUGAUCUCGCUUUGCUUAAAAGCUUGGAUGUAUCUUUCAACCAAUUGAGUGGGAAUCUUCCCUCGUCCUUUGUAGGGCUGUCCUCCCUUACUGAGCUCUACGCCAAUGGAAAUAGAUUCAAUCAGAGUAACCCUUCUUGGGGUUUUCCAUCCUCUAUUCAAACUCUUCACCUCUCACUAAACCACGAGCUCACAAUUUCUGACACUUUUUUCCAUAACCUUACCAAAUUAGAACAUUUAUCUCUAUCCAACUGCACACUAAAUAUUAGUACAUCCUGGAUUCCCAACUUCCAGCUCGUUGAGUUAGAACUUGUAUUAUGUCAGAUGGAUGGUCAAAUUCCACCAUGGAUUUCAACUCAGUUCUCGUUGGGUUCCUUGACAUUAGCGAACAACGGUGUUGCUGGAGAAAUUCCCUCUUGGCUAUGGGCUACUUCCUUAUCAGAACUAAAUCUCUCACAAAAUCAUCUGCAUGGGCCCCUUUUCCCAAAUGUUCCGAAUUCUGUGAUCUCAGUCUUGGAUGUAUCUAGCAAUGCAUUAAAUGGAUGCAUACCUUCCUUGUGGCCAAGAAUUGAAUACUCACCUCCCCAGGGAUUUUUGUUGAUGCUCAAUGACAAUAUGUUUACCGGCAACAUCCCUCCAAAUUUGUGCAAAUUGUCUCCAAGCGUAAAGUUAAAUCUUGAAAACAACAAGUUGGAUGGAAUGAUUCCCUGGUGCUUAAUUGAAGAUGGAUCUACAGUUGACUACUUAAACUUAGGAGGUAAUAGUCUGGAGGGAAGGAUGCCCCAAGGGUUUAUCGUCUCGUCCGGCAUCACGUCCUUGGUGAUAAGAAAUAAUCAGCUCAGCGGAGCCUUCCUUCCCUCAUUUACCAAUCAUACAGUUUUACGAAUACUUGAUAUUGGGUACAACAAAUUCACAGGACAUCUUCCAAAGUCAAUCGGGAAGAUUUCAGCUCUUCAAGUGCUGGUAAUGAAUGACAAUCAGUUCAGCGGUGAAAUUCUUUCAGAAAUAGGCGAUCUGAAGCAGCUUCAGAUCUUAGACCUCUCGUCCAACAACUUGUCAGGCUCUAUUCCACACAACAUUGUAUUUUUAGAAGCAAUGGCUGUAGCAAGAGAGGAUGCCUAUGCGACGUACAGUGAAUUAAACUAUGGAGGCUAUGUAAUCAGGAAGUUUUUUUCUCUUGGUGGACUGGAUGUGACUUCGAAAGGUACAAAACAAUAUUACCCAUAUAUUCUUUCUACAUUCACUGGCAUAGAUCUCUCGAACAAUCAAUUGAAUGGAGAUGUUCCUUUUGAUGUUGGAAAAAUGAAGGGGUUGAUAUUUCUGAAUCUAUCAAUGAACAAUCUAAGUGGAAUUAUUCCACAUAGUUUUGGGGAUAUGAGUCAACUUGAAUCGUUGGACCUUUCUUCCAACAAGUUUUCAGGAAAUAUUCCAUCAGAGCUUCAAUCUUUGAGCUAUUUGGGAUAUUUAAAUUUGUCCAACAACAAUCUUUCUGGAAAUAUACCGCAAGGAGGACAGAUGAUCACAUUUGAAAACACAUCAUAUUCUGGAAAUCAAUAUUUGCAAGGGUGCCCACUUCCAAGGAAUUGCUCUUGGCCGAAAUUUGCACCUCCUCCCCCCGUAAGUGCUGCUGAAAAUAAAGAUGAAAAGGAGAGUGAGCAGAUUCCGUGGUAUCAAAUUGGAGUAGGAUGGUCAUAUGGAGCAGGUUUUCUGAUUGUUGUAGUGUUAUUGCUUUCAGUAAGAGAGAGGUGGAGAAGGAAAUACUUCAAGAGGGUUGACGAUCUUCUGAAGUUUAUGUUUCCUUUCAUGCGUAAUAGGAGAUUAUGA